Messenger RNA from Zophobas morio, 3201 nucleotides. RefSeq names its product isoleucine--tRNA ligase-like. Gene Ontology annotation, biological process: isoleucyl-tRNA aminoacylation; mitochondrial translation. The record is from RefSeq and is a predicted model, not a curated record. The transcript is spliced from 25 exons. Bases 1 to 3201 code for a protein of 1066 amino acids. NCBI's taxonomy places the organism in Eukaryota, Metazoa, Arthropoda, Insecta, Coleoptera, Tenebrionidae. Gene Ontology annotation, cellular component: mitochondrion. Gene Ontology annotation, molecular function: ATP binding; isoleucine-tRNA ligase activity; aminoacyl-tRNA deacylase activity.
AUGUGGUACUUAGGUAAUUUUGGAAGAUGGGAUAUCAAUAACUUAAAAAAAAUUCAUUAUCAUUUAAUAUAUAUUAACUAUAAUAAGUUAAUAAUAUUACGUAAAAAAAGUUAUGACUCCGGAAACAAAGCAUCUCUUGCACACCAUUUGGUUAAGAAAUUAAAAGGGACCAUUGAUGCUACUACAUUUGAUAGUAGUAAUAAUUCUACUAAUCUUAUUGAGACAAGUGACAAAAGUAAAGAAAAUAAUUAUAAAUUUUCUGACACCCUCUUGCUUCCAAAAACAACCUUUUCUCAAAGAGCUUUUGCUUCCGUCAGAGAAUUGGAAAUUCAGGAUGCAUCUUUUAAGACUUUGUAUUCCUGGCAGUAUAAUAGAACUAAUGUUAAAGGAACUUUUGUGCUUCAGGACGGCCCACCUUUUGCGAACGGAGAUGUUCACCUAGGGCACGCAGUAAAUAAGAUUUUAAAAGAUUUUAUUGUAAGACGUAAGAUACUGGAGGGCUACCGAGUAAGUUACAUUCCCGGUUGGGAUUGCCAUGGACUGCCUAUCGAGAUAAAGGCUCUUCAGAACUCUGAAGAAGAUGCUCCUCGUGAUCCACUUCAAAUAAGAAGGAAAGCACGCAGUUUUGCUCAAGAUGCUGUAGCUUUGCAGAAGGCUGCCUUUCGAAGAUGGGGGGUUAUUGCUGACUGGGAUAACGCGUAUGAAACAAUGAACAACGAGUACGAGGCAAGCCAGGUUAUCGCUUUUACUGAAAUGUUUGAAAAAGGCCAUAUUUAUCAAGACUAUAAACCUGUUUAUUGGUCUCCUUCGUCCAGAACUGCACUAGCAGAGGCCGAAUUAGAAUACGUAGACCAACACGAAAGCGAUUCGGUGUAUGUCAAGUUUCCUAUAAGAUGCGCGAAAGACACGUUUCUAGCGGGCUUACCUGGGGACAUCCAAAACAGCGAUAUCCAAGCGAGUCUAUUGGUCUGGACAACCACGCCAUGGACACUCCCCGGCAACGUGGCUCUUUGCGUAAAUCCGUCUGCCUCUUACGCCAUUGCGCUGGUCGCCUUUGCGUCUCGCCCUUGCAAAGAAGUUUGGGUCUUCAUGAAGGCCCAAAUCUUUGACCUCUCCCGCCUCUUUGCCAGUUUGCCUUCGACAUCACGUGGUCAAUGCAGCCAUGGACUCGCCGCUGAAGUCAGUGAGUUUGUGGUCAUCGGAGAAAUCCUCGGAAAGGCCUUGGUGGGUACCACGUGCUGUCACCCCAUCUUUAAAGAACGCGAGUCCGUCGUUUUGUCGGCGGACCACGUGUCUAGCUAUACUGGGACUGGCAUUGUCCAUGCCAACCCCGCGCACGGCCUUGAAGAUUUUUACGUGUGCACCACUCCGGAUUUAGAAGGAAAGGUUCUUGUGAAUGACGUUUCUUCCGUUUGCUACGUGGACGACGCUGGAAAGUUCACCGACUUUGAUUCGAGGUUUUCUGGUUUGGAUAUUUUUAAGGAAGGCACUCAAAAUAUUAUAGGGAUGCUUUCUGGCGAAGGACUUUUAGUAAAACACGAGAUACAUCUCCACCGCUACCCAUACGAUUGGCGGACAAAAAAACCUGUCAUUUUACGAUCGACGUUGCAAUGGUUUUGUCGAAUCGGCGGCCCUUUACUAGCGCGAGCCUUGCAGGGAAUAGAAACGCUACUGAUGAUCCCGGAAACGUCCAAAAACCGCCUCCACUCCAUGCUUUCCGCGAGAAAAGACUGGUGCCUGUCCCGCCAGCGAGUGUGGGGAGUGCCGAUCCCAGUGUUCUACAAAAAUAACGAUAAGAGACAGCCUGUGAUUAGUCGUGACAUUUCACAGCACGUUGCAGGGCUCUUCAGAGCACAUGGUAGCGAUAUUUGGUGGUCUGCUGAGCAUGACGACGCUCUACUGCCCCCUUCGCGCCGGAAAGAAGGACUCAUUCGUGGGACGGACAUUAUGGACGUUUGGUUCGACAGUGGCACAUCCUGGAACGCCGUCACGGAAAGUGCCACCGGAUCGCACGUGGCGGACCUUUGCGUGGAAGGCUCAGAUCAGCAUCGUGGGUGGUUCCAGUCAUCACUUCUGACCUCAGUGGCAUUGCGAGGAGCCCUUCCCUUCAAGACUAUUCUUACGCAUGGCUUUGUUCUCGACUCAGAGGGCAAAAAAAUGAGCAAGUCGCUGGGAAAUGUUGUCUCGCCGAACAACAUCAUCAAUGGCAAUCCCAAUAAGAAUAAGGAGGCUGCUUACGGGGCUGAUGUGCUGCGCUUCUGGGUGGCCAGUUCCUGUUUCACCAGUGAUCUUUACGCCGGAAAGGAAAGUUUCGCGAAAAGUUCGGAAAACGUGCGAAAGUUAAGGACCUCUGCACGGUUUCUAAUUGGCGUCCUUCAUGACUUCUGUAUCCGCCUUCAUGGCGUCAGCCAGUCAAACAUGCUCACCAUCGACCGCUAUAUAAUGGCCCGCCUCCAUGCCUUCCAAGAGGAACUCAACCUUCACUACAGUUCGUACAGAUUUCAAUGUGUCGUAUUCAGAAUGCUCACGUUUACUUCGUAUCUUUCUUCCUUCUAUUUCACUUUACUGAAAGACAGGCUGUAUGCAGCACGUGCGGACGGCCCUGAAAGACGCUCAGCGCAGACCGUCCUUUUUUAUUGCUUGGAAGUUUUUACUGAGGCACUAGCACCAAUUCUCCCCCACCUUGUCGAGGAUAUCUACAAGCACGCGCCACGGCCACAUGGAAAGGAAACAAAGGCAAGCGUACUAAUGAAGGAUUGGACAGCUCUUCCGGCUCCCACUCCCGACCGGGAAAAGCUACUAGUGGCCGGUAGUAUUAUAGAAAAACUGCGGCCGCUUAUCAACGAAAAACGUUUGGCUUCACUAAAAAAUAUUACAAGUAACGAGCAAUUGGAGAUCCGCAUCGCGCUCUCACAUGCCUUGAAACCAUUUUUGGACGAAUUCGAGGGCAAAAAAGACGAACUCAAAGAAGCCCUCGGAGGGGCCAGCGUCGAACUUUCCUUUGGGUUGUCCGGAAGCUGCAAGACAGACUCGCUGGAAGUGGAAUUGUUGAGUGGUGAAAAAUUGUUGUACUCCACCAAUAUAAGCGUAGAAAAAACACGCAUGAACAAAUGUCCUCGUUGUUGGCUAUAUCAGUCCACCAAUCCAAAGUGCUUGUGCCCACGUUGCCGUGAGGUGCUUAAUAAAAAACCAGCGCCUUAG